Messenger RNA from Neoarthrinium moseri, 1392 nucleotides. RefSeq lists its product as uncharacterized. NCBI's taxonomy places the organism in Eukaryota, Fungi, Ascomycota, Sordariomycetes, Amphisphaeriales, Apiosporaceae. The transcript has 7 exons. The record is from RefSeq and is a predicted model, not a curated record. Gene Ontology annotation, molecular function: oxidoreductase activity, acting on paired donors, with incorporation or reduction of molecular oxygen; iron ion binding; monooxygenase activity. Bases 1 to 1392 code for a protein of 463 amino acids.
AUGGAGCGAUUGGCAGCGUUGACCUUUGGGCAGACGCUCUUGGCAGUUUUCUCCUUAGGUGACAAGUUUAGGGAAGUCCAGAGGUUGCACGAGCAACACGGUCCUGUCAUCCGCAUAGGACCAAAUCACCUUUCCAUAGCAUCGCCCGAAACGUUUUCUCAGAUCUACGUCAAGAGAUGCAGAGCAUUCUUGAAGAGUGACUUCUAUGCAACCAUUCAGCCUGGCAUCGGUCCGAAAUACUCAGGGCUGUUCAACUACACGGACCAUCAAAGAGCGGUUGCAGAAAGGAAAGACCUCCAAGCGCGGCUGUCGCCAGCUGCCCUGCGGCAGUACGAGGCGCGAUUCUUACCCAUUCUGGAUACAUUAGUGGCAGUACUGAGAGAAAAGAGGGAUGUGGAUCUUUUUGCCUAUUUCAAGUUCCUUAUGCUUGAUGCUAUAGGCGAUCUUGCUUUCGAUCAGUCAUUCCAUCAACUCGAAUCUGGGGAAGAGCAUCAGUACGUGGUUGAUUUUAAUAACGCCUUUAUGCUUAUUGGGCUUCAAACAACUUUCGCAUGGAUUAUUCCUUUCAUUCCAUUUCUCCCAUCCCAGUCACUAAAGGAUGCAUAUUAUGGGCUGCAAAGGGUGUUCAAGUAUGCACAGACCCGGGUCGAUGCCUUCCUCAACGAGGAAAAGCCAAAGCCAGGCACACUCAUGGAAGCGUUUUUGAAGGAUGGAAAGCCGAAAGAUCCUUACACGCGCUGGCAUAUCGCUCUUGCUGGACAUGGAUUCAUCAUCGCUGGAUCUGAAGCUUCGUCAAUCACACUGACCUACGUCCUUUGGUUGCUUGUUAAGCAUCCACAUGUUCAAAGAAAACUUCGAGAGGAGCUCAAAGGCCUCCCACAAGACUACAAAUCCACCGACUUGGCGUCUUUGCCUUUUCUUGAUGCUGUACUAAAAGAGACACUGCGAAUAUAUCCGCCAGCGCCAUCUGCCAUGCCCCGAGUUGUGCCGCCAUCCGGCGCCGAGAUCGAAGGCGUUUUUUAUCCUGGAAAGACCAUCAUAGCAGCUCAACCAUAUACAAUCCAUCGUGAUCCCAACCUGUUUCCUGAACCGGAAAUUUUCCGACCUGAGCGGUGGAUCGAGCCCCCACCCGACAGACGUGAAUUGAUGAACCAAGCGUUCGUGCCAUUCUCUGCGGGACAGAGAGGAUGCAUCGGGCGGGGCCUUGCUUGGAUUCAUAUGCAGAUGACCAUUGCAAAACUUCUGGAAAAUUUCGACAGCUUCAAGCUUACAAAGGGAAUGACUGAUGAAGACAUGGAAUUAGUCGAACGGGGAGCACUGGCCAAGCCAAAAGCCACAAAGCUUUCGGUCAGAGUCUUUCCUAAAGAGGUACCGGGCUUCGCAGUUGCCUAA